AUGGAUGCAAAACAUGAUAACCCAGGAGGAGGUGAUGGUAAACAUGAGCAUGACGGCACCGAUUUGCACGACGAUGUUGUCAUCGAGAUUCAAGAAUCCCAGUGGGAUGAUGAGCACCAGCACAAUGAGGUAACCGAGUGUGAAGAACAUAUAGCGAUCGUCGAAAGGCGAACUAGAGUCUACGUUUUGCGCGACACAAGUCCAUCCGAUGUGUGGAUACGCUUCGAGACCACACGUCUUUUUGAAGAUGAAAAUCAGCAUGGAAUCCAUGACCUGUGCACAAAUGAUAAUCGAUGCAAUAAAAUAAUGAUCUACAUAUUAUUAAAAUAUUAA
This is a messenger RNA of Heterostelium album PN500, 333 nucleotides long. RefSeq lists its product as uncharacterized. Lineage: Eukaryota; Evosea; Eumycetozoa; Acytosteliales; Acytosteliaceae. The transcript has 2 exons. Bases 1 to 333 code for a protein of 110 amino acids. The record is from RefSeq and is a predicted model, not a curated record.